CUCCACUAAUAUUAAUGCUUUUUAUAGAGGAAAACAUCACAAUCUUGGAGGUUCACCCGUCGGAUGUGGGUAGGAUUCUCCAAUUUAGGUCCUCUUUGCUAGCAUUAGGUAUGUCGGCGAAGUAAUAUAUCGCCGAAGCUAUCUUUGUGAAGACUUGAACCAGGAAAAACACCAUUCCCAUGCUCUUUCAUAUACUGUUCAUUUCUCAUGUUGGAGACAUGGAGUCAACUGCACAUGGAAGCGUGCUGUAUGUCUCGCUAAAUUAUCCAUAAAGUUUCCAAUAAAACAAUGUCAGGAAAAACCCUUUUUUCCCAAAAAGUCAGAGAGCACGGUUGGUGAAACUGAGGAAUUAUUAAAGUAGUAAGUAGAUUCUCGGUAGCCGCAGGGAUUGGAUGGUUGUGUGAUGGACGUGGGACCAGUUUUCCGGUCGACGUUGAAUGCUGAAAAAACAAAAGUGUUUGUUUUUUUUGGUUCUCUUUCCGACAGCGCAUUCUCUCCUUCUCUGCACUUUCCUUUUCUCCUUUUUUGUCCCCUUUUUUGGUCAUCUCCUCUCAAUUCCAUAACUUAUUGAUAUUUUUCCUCUCGUCGACAUCUCUCUGCAUGAACGCCUAGAUUUUCCACUUUCUCUCCCAGGUCAACAAUGGCAUCCCUGAUCGAAGAAGGAGGCGAGAGGGACUUGGAGAAGAGACUGAUGACCUUGUCACCAAGUCAAAACCCUCUCGGCGAGCCGUCGCCAUCGCCAUCGCCAUCUCCUUCUUCCACGGCUGCGGCUGCGGCUGCGGCUGCGGCUCCGGCGUUAGUCCUGUCCAAUUCCGGAAAGCGGAUUGAUCAGGCGGGGAAAAAAAAGUACGUGAAGCAGGUGACGGGGCGGCACAACGACACUGAGCUGCACUUGGCGGCGCAGCGUGGUGAUCUGGCGGCCAUGAAGCAGAUACUCGAUGAUAUCAAUUCGCAGAUGAUGGGAACUCUAAGCGGCGCAGAUUUUGAUGCGGAGGUUGCAGAGGUACGGGCUGCAAUUGUGAAUGAGGUCAACGAGUUGGGAGAGACGGCACUGUAUACAGCGUCCGAGAAGGGCUACCUUGAUAUUGUGAAGGAAUUGUUGAAAUAUUCGAGUCAAGAUACUGUCACAAAGAAAAACAGAUCUGGGUUUGAUCCGUUGCAUGUAGCUGCAAGUCAAGGGCACCACGCUGUUGUUCAGGUGCUUCUAGAUCAUGACCCUGGGCUCAGCAAAACAAUCGGCCCAUCAAAUGCAACGCCUCUUAUAUCUGCAGCUACAAGAGGCCAUACGGAAGUAGUUGAUCAACUGCUGUCAAAGGAUUGUAGCUUAUUGGAUCUGUCUAGAUCCAAUGGGAAAAAUGCAUUGCAUUUGGCUGCCCGACAGGGCCAUGUUGACAUUGUAAAAUCAUUGCUGAUCAAAGAUCCACAGCUGGCACGAAGGACUGACAAAAAAGGGCAGACUGCAUUGCAUAUGGCCGUAAAAGGCCAGAGUUGUGACGUGGUGAAAUUGCUACUUGAGGCUGAUGCUGCUAUUGUUAUGCUUCCAGAUAAAUUUGGUAAUACGGCAUUACAUGUAGGCACGAGGAAAAAGCGAGUAGAGAUAGUGAAGGAGUUGUUAUCUCUUCGUGAUACCAAUGUUAAUGCACUGACCAGAGACCACAAAACGGCUCUUGACAUAGCAGAAGGGCUUCCCCUUUCUGAAGAAUCCUCAGAUAUAAAGGACUACCUUUCUCAAUGUGGUGCUCUCAGAGCUAAUGAACUGAACCAACCAAGGGAUGAGUUGAGGAACACUGUGACUCAAAUUAAGAAAGAUGUUCAUAUCCAGCUUGAACAAACUAGGAAAACUAACAAAAAUGUUCAUAAUAUUUCUAAAGAGCUCCGGAAACUGCACCGAGAAGGGAUCAACAAUGCAACAAACUCAGUGACUGUGGUGGCUGUGCUAUUUGCUACAGUUGCCUUUGCAGCUAUUUUUACUGUGCCUGGUGGGGAUGCUGAUUCUGGGAUGGCUGUGGUGGUCAAGAGUGCAUCUUUCAAAAUUUUCUUCAUCUUCAAUGCCAUUGCCCUUUUUACAUCAUUGGCUGUUGUGGUUGUUCAAAUUACAUUGGUUAGAGGAGAGACAAAAGCAGAAAAACGAGUGGUGGAGGUAAUUAACAAGCUCAUGUGGUUGGCUUCUGUGUGCACUUCGGUGGCUUUUAUGGCAUCCUCUUAUAUAGUGGUUGGCAAGAGGCACAAAUGGGCUGCAAUUUUGGUCACAGCCGUGGGGGGAGUAAUAAUGGCUGGAGUUCUCGGCACCAUGACUUAUUACGUGGUGAGGUCCAAGAGGAGUCGUUCAAUGAGGAAGAGGGAGAAGCAUUCGAGGAGGAGUUUAUCCAACUCGUGGCAUCACUCUGACUUCUCAAACUCAGAAGUCGAUAGGAUUUAUGCUCUCUGAUGUGGCCAACUUGCAGUCUUUGGAAGUUUGUAGGAUUGUAGUAUGAAAAAUGCAUAUUAUUCGAGUACAAAUGUGCUUGGGAAUGCAUUUUAAAAUAGCAUUCAACUUCUAUAAGAAUCAUUACUUCUUAAAGUUAUAUUUCUUUGCACCU
Molecule: messenger RNA, 2579 nt
Organism: Juglans regia (Persian walnut)
Lineage: Eukaryota; Viridiplantae; Streptophyta; Magnoliopsida; Fagales; Juglandaceae
Product: ankyrin repeat-containing protein ITN1-like
Exons: 4
Coding region: 641-2428 (595 amino acids)
Cellular component (GO): plasma membrane
Molecular function (GO): protein phosphatase regulator activity; protein phosphatase 1 binding
Source: RefSeq, a predicted model, not a curated record